CGCGGCCGUGACGUCGUGCCCGGCCGCCGCGGUGCGAGCCCCGGAACCGCGGCCGCGCGCCCGCCGCCUCCCGCCGCCGGUGAGGUGUGGAGUACCAGAUGUCAUGUUUUAAUGAUUUUGUGUAGCUUUUUUUAAUGACCAAUGGAUAAUGAAGAAUAAUUUUACUGAAAGAAGGAGAGGAAAAAAUGGAGCAAUCUGGAACAAACUGAGCCCUUCCCUCGCAGUGCUUGGGCCAUGGGCAAGACUGACGUGCUCAGCACCAUUCUGACCAUCAAUUGUCUCCUGGGGUGGUAGAAGCGCUCCCUGAGAGCUCCCCUCCUGAUCUCUCUGCUCUCCUGCCCUGCGCUGCUCAGAGAUGGUCGCCACAGAAAAGAUUUAAUGAAAUCCCUGUUGAUUCCCAACCGCUGAGUGGACACCACACCCGCGGAGAGGCCUGGGCGUUCAGGCGACAGGAGCAAGUAGGAGGAGGACGAGAACAGACCAUCGGCUGGACCUUCCCCUCCCACCCCCCUUGCAAAGAAAGGAUUUACAGCUCAACCUUGCACCAGCUGUUCCUCGGCUUUAACAGUCAAGAGAGAAAUAAAUAAAAUUAAACGGCCACCGCCAGCAGCCAGUCCCGGAUCCCGGUGAAAUCAGGGAGAGUGUUUCCGUGACCCCUCCAGUGAGGGGGAGGGGGAGAGGGAAGCUGGGCAGAUUGCUGGUGAGACACCCCCCCUCCCGCCCUGCAGCGCUCGGAGCGGGCUGCAGCGCACCGGAGCGCAGAUUAAAAAGGAGAAGUGGCUUCCCUGAGGCUCCCGGGCGGGGGCUUUUCUGCAAGACGUUCACCCCUCUCCUGCUGGUGGGAACCUGCAUCCAUCCCUGCCUGGGCCUGGAAGUUUUCCCUGCCCUGGGCUGCAGGCCACUGCCCGACCGAGGGGCACUCCCAAGGGCUCUGGACAUUCCUGCCCCAGCGGUUGUUUUAAACUCAAACCCAGUUCUCUAUCCUGAAUUUUUAAUGUUUUUAAACCUCCUUACUCACACCUGCACGCUCCUGUGGGGCAGAGCCUAGGGUGGGCCCCUCUCCUGGGCCUCCAGGGACUGUUGGGGGCUUCUCUGGACUGUCGCUCCGCCGGGAGCCGCCCCGGGAGCAGGCGCAGGGGCUGGGUAGCGGUUUGCCCCCGUCCCCCCCUCCCCUUCUCAUCAAGCCCUGACUCCCGCCGGGCCUGGGCUAUGCUGCAGGGCGGACCCCCCUCCACAGCUCCAACAUGCCAGCAGCCUCCGGAAAGAGAUUCAAACCCAGCAAGUAUGUCCCGGUCUCAGCUGCUGCCAUCUUCCUAGUGGGAGCCACCACCCUCUUCUUUGCCUUCACGUGCCCAGGGCUCAGCCUGUACAUCUCCCCGGUCAUUCCUGUCUACAAUGCCGUCGUCUUCCUCUUUGUGCUGGCCAACUUCAGCAUGGCCACCUUCAUGGACCCAGGCAUCUUCCCACGAGCUGAGGAGGACGAGGACAAGGAGGACGACUUUCGAGCCCCGCUGUACAAGACAGUGGAGAUCAAGGGCAUCCAGGUGCGCAUGAAGUGGUGUGCGACCUGCCGCUUCUACCGGCCCCCACGCUGCUCCCACUGCAGCGUCUGCGACAACUGCGUGGAGGAGUUUGACCAUCACUGCCCCUGGGUCAACAACUGCAUCGGGCGCCGCAAUUACCGCUACUUCUUCCUCUUCCUGCUGUCGCUCACCACGCACAUCAUGGGGGUGUUCGGCUUCGGCCUCCUCUACGUCCUCUACCAGGUGGAGGAGCUCUCUGGUGUCCGCAUGGCCGUCACCAUGGUGGUGAUGUGCGUGGCUGGCCUGUUCUUCAUCCCCGUUGCAGGCCUUACUGGGUUCCACGUGGUGCUCGUGGCAAGGGGCCGCACCACCAACGAGCAGGUGACGGGCAAGUUCCGUGGUGGCGUCAACCCCUUCACCAACGGUUGCUGCAAGAACGUCAGCCGGGUCCUCUGCAGCUCCCCGGCCCCCAGGUACCUCGGGCGCCCACGGGCCGAGCAGACGGUGCUGGUGAGACCCCCCUUCCUGCGGCCCGAGGUGUCGGACGGUCAGAUCACGGUCAAGAUCAUGGACAACGGUAUCCAGACAGAGCUGAAGAGGACGAAGUCCAAAGGAAGCCUGGAGGUGACAGAGAGCCAGUCUGCGGAUGCCGAACCGCCACCUCCACCUAAGCCAGACCUCAGCCGCUACACGGGCCUGAGGACACACUUAGCCCUGGCCACCACCGAGGACAGCAGCUUGCUAGGCAAGGACAGUCCCCCGACCCCCACCAUGUACAAGUACCGGCCUGGCUACAGCAGCAGCUCAGCCGCCCUGCCUCACUCCACCAGCGCCAAGCUGAGCCGAGUGAACAGCCUGAAGGAGCCCAACUCCAUCUGCGAGAGCGGCCACAAGCCCAGCUACCGCUCGGAGCCCAGCCUGGAGCCCGAGAGCUUCCGCUCGCCCACCUUCGGCAAGAGCUUCCCCUUUGACCCGCUCUCCAGCGGCUCCCGCUCCUCCAGCCUGAAGUCGGCCCAGGGCACCGGCUUUGAGCUGGGCCACCUCCAGUCCAUCCGCUCGGAGGGCACCACCUCCACCUCCUACAAGAGCCUGGUGAACCAGACGCGCAACGGCAGCCUGUCCUACGACAGCCUGCUGACACCCUCCGACAGCCCUGACUUCGAGUCGGUGCAGGCGGCGCCGGAGCCCGAGGCGCCGGUGGGAUACACCUCGCCCUUCCUCUCGGCCCGCAUCGCCCAGCAGCGCGAGACCGACCUGCACGGCCGCUUCGCCUCCCCCAAGCCGGCGCCGCCGCGCGAGCCCUCGCCCGUGCGCUACGACAAUCUCUCCCGGCACAUCGUGGCCUCCAUCCAGGAGCGGGAGAAGCUGCUGCAGCAGCAGCCACCAGUGCCAGGCCGGGAGGAGGACGCGGGGCCGGGGGACUCGGGCAUCCAGUCAACACCGGGCUCCAGCAACGCCCCUCGCACCAGCUCUUCCUCGGACGAUUCCAAGCGCUCUCCCCUGGGCAAGAACCCGCUCACCCGCCCGGUCGCCCCGCGCUUCGGCAAGCCCGAGCCCCCCCAGGCGCUGCGGGUGCGCUCUCUGGGCUCCCCCGACCCGCCUGCCGCCCCCCACCUGGGAAAAUCCGUGUCUUACAGCAGCCAAAAAACAGCCUCUCCAGCCAGCGUCCCCGAGGCGGAGGAGGUGGCCUUGCAGCCCUUGCUGGCACCAAAGGAUGAGGUGCAGAUGAGAACCGCCUACAGCAAGUCCAACGGGCAGCCCAAGAGCCUGGGCUCGGCCCAGCCGGGCACGGGGCAGGUGCCCCUGGGCAGCCCCACCCGCGGCGGCGUCAAGAAGGUGUCGGGUGUGGGGGGCACCACUUACGAGAUCUCGGUAUGAGGGGCAGAGCCCCCCGCCUCCCCCCGCCUCGAGGGACCUUCUGUGGCCGGACGUUCUGCGGGCCCCGGGAGAGCUGGAUGGGGGGACGGGCCCGUGGCCCCCAGGGCUGCCCCCUCCUGCCCGCCCGGGACGGGGGGCUCGACACACGCCGAGCGGGGCUGCCCCGCCCAGGACUGCACCGGGGGCUCGGGGGGCUCGGGGGCUGCAGCCACUCGUGGGCCUUGUGCAAUCAACCGCUCGCCUAGCGUGGUAGGAAUGGAUUGUUUUUAAACCAGAAUACUUUUUUUUAUUAUUAUUGUUACGGAUUCUAUUUUUUUUCUCUUUCUGAGUUACCAGGUGUGUGUAUAUAUAAAUAUCUAUAUAUAUAAAUAUAAAUAUUAAAAAAAAAAAAAGCAGAAAUUAUAUAUCUUACCCAGAGAGAGGAAGAAAUGAACCUGUUCCCUGGCCAGGGUCUGAGUCCCCCCUGUGUCCUUGUCCCCAGAGGGGGAACAUGGGAUGAGCCGGGGCCAGUGCCCAGCAUUGCCACCCCUGCCUGCGCCAGGCAGGGCUCUGGGACAGCAGCUGCCACCCCUGGGAUGCCCUGGUCUCCCCAGCCCUACCCAAGGACAUGGUGCUCUCAGAUGAGGACCCCACCCCCCCUUCCCUGCUCUUCGGUUGUGCAGCCUCCAGCCCCCCAUCCUGGGUGGGGCACAGCCUGAGGGGCAGCCCCCCUGAGCUGCACCUGCUGGAGGGGGAGCUGGGUUGGAAAUACCCACGGGCUCUAGCCUUUCCCCACUGGUGAUUGUUGCUUUUUAUAAUGUUUCCCCAGAGUUUAUGUUGGGGGGUGGGGGGGUGGUGGUUGUUUUUUGUUUGUUUGUUUGUUUUUCCAGUGGGGUUGAUGGGGUUUUCUCACUGUCACAGUUGUUUUUAUUUCCGUUUGGGAAGAGGAAAGCCAGCGGGGUGCAUCCCUGCACAGCAAUAUUUUCUCAUCACAUGCCAAAAACCCAAUGCAGCCAAAAGGAGCCCAGAGCUCCUCCCCCCACACAACCCCUGCCCAGGCAACUUCCCCUGCGUGGGGCCUGUGACACUUCAGGCACUACUUGACUCUUUCUCACGGCAAUAUCUCUCCCGUGGCCUCGGCAGAGCCACACCAUUGUUUUUUUUAAUUAUUAUUAGCCAUUUUAAAAAUGAGGAAUAAAAGGAUAUUUAAUGAGCCA
Messenger RNA from Apus apus (common swift), 4597 nucleotides. It is a transcript of the gene ZDHHC5, whose product is annotated as zinc finger DHHC-type palmitoyltransferase 5. The record is from RefSeq and is a predicted model, not a curated record. The transcript is spliced from 12 exons. Gene Ontology annotation, biological process: protein palmitoylation. Gene Ontology annotation, molecular function: palmitoyltransferase activity. NCBI's taxonomy places the organism in Eukaryota, Metazoa, Chordata, Aves, Apodiformes, Apodidae. The coding region runs from base 1245 to 3401 and encodes 718 amino acids.